AUGGGCUUAAGGCAAUCAAAAGAAGAAGCUGAUGUCUUCGACGAAAUUCCAGAUUUAGAACUAUCAUCAAUUAUUCUAGAGAAAAACAACAUCAGUCAUCAUGAAAUUAUUUGUUUACAUGCAAAUAUUAUUAAUAACGCCGUUGAACAAUCACAAUUACGUUUUUUGGAAAAUAAAGCAAAAAUGUUUGAUGAUUUUGAUGAAUGUGUAAAUUAUAUACAAUCGAAUCAAGAAGAAAAAAUAUUUUUAAUUAUAUUUGAAUUGUUGGAAGAAAUUUUUAUUCAAACCAUACAUGAUCUAUCGCAAAUGAUAGCGAUUUACAUUUAUUCUACUAAAAAAACUAAAUAUGAACUAUGGCCGACAGCAUCUUAUCCAAAACUUAAAGGGGUUUUUGAUAACAAAGAUAUACUAUUAAAUAAAUUGGCCGCAGAUGCUAAAUUUUACAUCGAUGAAUUGAUACCAAUUAGUGUAUUUUGUCUAAAUGAAAAUGAAACUUCAAUUGAACAUUUGAGUAAAGACAGUGCAUCGUUUAUGUGGUAUCAAUUAUUAUUUGAUCUUCUAAUUAGAUUGCCACGAUCGGAUUCAAGUAAAGAAUCUGAUGCGAAAGAAAUGAUUGCUGAGUGUCGUUUAUAUUACGAAGAUGAUAUAAGUAAAUUGAAAGAAAUUGAUUAUUUUGAACAAAACUAUCCGUUUAAGAAACCUACUUACUGGUAUACAUGUGAUACAUUCUUAUACAGACUAUUAAACAAAGUUUUACGUUCGAGAAAUAUUGGUGCCAUUUUAAAAUUUCGAUAUUUUAUUAUUGAACUCUAUGAACAAUUAUCGCGUGAAUACAAGUUGAGAUUACCGAAACUGAGUGGUAAUCUCAUUGUCUAUCGAGGCCAAAUGAUACAUGAAGAAGAACUAGAAAAAAUGAAAAACAGUAUUGGAGAUUUAAUAUCGUCAACUACGUUUAUGUCAACAUCAAAAAAGAUCGAGGUAGCGACAGAAUUUAUUGCUACGGCUACGGAAAAAUGCAUUCUUUUUGAAAUAAGCGUUGAUCAAGGUAAAGCGGCACUGAAACCUUACUUGGAUCUUAGUCCUUUAAGUUCAAAGCCAGAUGAAGCUUUAAGUUCCAAACCGGAUGAAGAAGAAGUUUUAUUUUCAAUAGGUAGUAUUUUUCGAAUAAUGUCUGUAAAAAGGUUACCAACGAAUAAUUACUGGACAAUUAAUUUAUCGUUGACUGAAAAAGUAGAUGAACAAAUGGAACAAUUAAUGGAAUAUUUUAGAGUAUAUAAUUUAGAAAACGAGACUAAAUCCCCUCUCUUUCAUUUGGGUGAAUUUUUAAUGACCAUAGCAGAAUAUGAUCAAGCUGAGUAUUAUUUUAAAAUUCUGCUUCAACAAUUACCAUUGCUAGAUCAUACUGUAAAAGGAAUGAUGUUUAAUUCAAUUGGAAAAAUUUAUUAUAAACGAGAAAAAUAUUCGUCUGCUUUACAAUGGUAUAAUCGAUCACUUACCGUUUUAAAAAAUGUAGCUCCAUUGUUAGCUGGAUUGAACUAUAUUGAUAUAGGUAGUCUAUAUGAGAAACAAGGUGAUUAUUCUAAUGCGAAGAAGUAUUUACGAUUCGCAUUUAAAUUAUAUUCCCAAUCAUCAUCAACACCUCCCACUAUCCUGGCAAAACUUUAUGAAACUGUUGGCUUAGUUUAUUAUCGUAUGAAUAACAUAUUAUUAGCUGAAAGAAAUUAUACUGAAGCAAUUCUACUAUAUUGUAAAUUUUUACCACCAACACAUCCACAUCUAGCCGUGAUAUACAAUACCCAUGGUGAUUCAUUAGUGAGAUCAGGUCAAGCUAAUAAAGCAUUAGAAGCGUAUAAAUACGCAUUAUCAAUACAAGAAAAAAGAUUACCACCAAACAUUCGUAAUCGCAGUAUGUCUGAAACCUAUAAUCGUAUAGGAUUAGCAUAUGAUGUACUAAAAAACUAUAGUAAUGCUUUACUGAACUAUAAUCGAUCGCGUGAAUUAUUAUCCGAUGACGAUCCACAUUUAUGUAUUGUCAUGGAUAACAUCAAACAAGUAUCAAGAAAACUAAACAAAUAA
Messenger RNA from Didymodactylos carnosus, 2076 nucleotides. The record is from the annotation of a GenBank genome assembly. NCBI's taxonomy places the organism in Eukaryota, Metazoa, Rotifera, Eurotatoria, Philodinida, Philodinidae.